This is a messenger RNA of Hypomesus transpacificus, 1350 nucleotides long. RefSeq lists its product as uncharacterized. The record is from RefSeq and is a predicted model, not a curated record. The transcript has 5 exons. Bases 537 to 1001 code for a protein of 154 amino acids. NCBI's taxonomy places the organism in Eukaryota, Metazoa, Chordata, Actinopteri, Osmeriformes, Osmeridae.
UAUAAAGUCCAGGAAUUGUAAUGUAAUGAAUCCAGGUCAAUUGAUCCAGGAAUGGGUCAGUUUAAUGGUAAUGGACUUGACAAAAUGCAACAGGAGAUAAUUGUCAUGGUAGUCGAAUGAUGUAGACGAGUUGUAUCACGGCAUGUGUUAAUAUGUAUGUGUAAGGGCAUUACUGACAGGUGUGUCCAUGGUGUCAUCCAGUCAUCAACAUCAGAAAUUAUAACUUUUAUGUAGCCAUAAUGUACCUCUCUGUGUGCUGAAUGCAUGGAACGUAGUUGGAAAGUGUGUUUGGCUUUGAAGUUAUUUACUCAGUAAUUGAUCAAAUUGUGUCUAAUAAUGAGCUACAGGGUAUAGCUAAUGUCUCAAGAUGCCGUCUAAAUUCCAUGAACUGAAGCAGGACAAGCCAGACUGAAGACUUCAUUUUUUGUUGUUGUUGAGAUCUAGAGAUUUCUCUCGUGGUUAUAGGUGAAAAUUCACAUCAGACAAGGUACCAUGUGACUUCACUUUUCUCUCCGCCUCAAUUUCUCAUACUGGUUAUGGCUGAUAUGCUUGUUAGACCGAUCCCGAGAUCAAUAAGAUUGUGGAUUCUGUUGAAGAAAAUGUUGUUUGGCGUGCCAUGCCGGGAUGUCUAUGUGGCUCUGGUGAACCAGAUCAAAGCCUGGAGGACGAGGGCCAGCUGUGAAUCUGGUGGAGAGAACUGUCUUUAUGAGUUGCUGUCUUCGUCUCCCAUCCUGAUCAAAGCCAAGCACACCUCUCCCACGACCAAUGAUGUGGACGACCUCAGGUUCAGCCUGUAUUCCAUGGAGGAGUCCUCUGUGUGCCGCGUGACUGGAGAGGCAGUGUCAGAGUCCUGGGUAGACCUGAUGGACAACGGCACCAGCUACUGCAGUCUCCACAACCUGGUAGAAGGCAGUGGACUCAGUCAGGUGGAAGGAUACAAAGAGUACACCAACGAGUGGAUCUGCCUUGAGUACACCACAACCAACUGCUCCAUCUACUGAGCCAGUGUCCAUGUUUGAAACCUACGUCUGUCUUUAUUAAGAAACCUCGAGUGAUGAUGCCUGUAAAGUUGAUGACAAAGAAAGGCGAAAGACGCUCUUUAGUGACCACAUUCACUUUAUUUGAUGUAGAUACUGUUUCCAGGUUAGGGUCACGUGAUUGCAGAUUCUAGCUUUACUAUUACAGGCAUUGACGCUUCUAUUGCUAUUAUCCUUAGUGCUUUAAUGAAACCCGAACACCUUGUUUACAACAUCUAUGCACCCUCGUCUCACUGCUGAGACCUUUUAAAGUCCUUUUCAUGAUGGAAGGAAAGCUUAUUUCCAGUUAAAUAAAUAGACUUUUGACACCAAC